AUGAGAAGACGUGAUGAAAAUUUUCCUGAUAAUGGAUUUGAAGCAUGGGGUGGAUAUAUGCAAGCGAAAAUUCAAAAACUGGAAGAACAGUUUUCUUCAAACCUCUCUAAAGAAAAUCAGAUUUCAAAUAUUUUCAAAGGUGUAAGUAUCUUUGUAAAUGGAUAUACAACACCAUCAGCUGAUGAAUUAAAAGAGCUAAUGCUUAAACACGGUGGUAUUUAUCAUACAUAUCAAAGAAGUGAAGAUUUUGUUAUUGCUUCAAACCUGCCUGAUACUAAAGUAAAAAAAAUGUCCUUAGCCAAUGUAGUUAGACCAGAAUGGAUAAUUGACAGUAUAGAUGCAAAUAAAGUAUUAAAUUACAAAGAUUACUUACUUUAUUCUAAUAAGAAAACACAGCCUAAGUUAAAUUUUAAUAAGGGCAUAGUAUGUACACAUGAAACAACAGAAGAAUUUGGAACAAAAAAUGAAAAUAAUCAAAUAUCCUCAACUGCAAUUAAUAUACCAAAUUUAAUUGAAUCUAACUCUAAAAUAUUAGAUACUUCAAACAUGCAAAAUGAACUUAAAUCAAAUGUCACUAAAACAGCAGUUGAUCCAAAUUUUAUAUCAGAAUUUUACAAUAACUCAAGGCUUCAUCACAUUUCACAAUUAGGAGCUCAUUUCAAACAAUACAUUAAUGAUCUGCGAGAAGAAAGUGACUUCAUAUUUCCAGCUCAAGUUGAUUUAAGUGCCAAAAUAAGAGGUUUAAAUAAUAAUAGUACUUACAGUAUGAAUUUUGAAUAUAAUAAAAUAAUAAUGCAUAUUGAUAUGGAUUGCUUUUUUGUUUCUGUUGGUCUAAGAAAACACCCUGAAUUAAGAGGGAAACCUGUGGCAGUUACACAUUCAAAAGGAGGGGUGAGUCAAACCAAGAGAACGGGAGUCAAUAGAGCUGUAGAGUUUGGACUUUACAAACAAAAACAAAAUGAUAAAUUGAUAAAAGCCGGUGUUUCUAUCAAUGAGACAAAAAUUACAAGCAGAGUAGACAAUAUAGGUGAUGAAGAUGACAAAUUUGGCUCAAUGAGUGAAAUUGCCUCUUGUUCUUAUGAAGCAAGAGCUAAAGGAAUUACUAAUGGUAUGUUUAUGGGAGCAGCCCUAAGACUUUGUCCAGAUCUUCAGACUAUUCCUUAUGAUUUUGAAGGGUACAAGGAAGUAGCACAUACCUUAUAUAAUACAAUAGCUCAGUACACCUUAGAUAUUGAAGCUGUUUCUUGUGAUGAAAUGUAUGUCGACUGUACAGAGCUAUUGAAAAAUUUAGGAGUUAGUGUUGAAGAUUUUGCAACAAUUUUACGACAAGAAAUAAAGGAAAAAACUGGGUGUCCCUGUUCUACAGGGUUCGGCGGAAAUCGCCUACAGGCGCGAUUGGCAACAAAGCAGGCUAAACCAAAUGGUCAAUUCUUUUUAACUGCAAAUCUUAUUGAACAUUUUAUGGUUGACAUAAGGCUUAAAGAUUUACCUGGUGUGGGAAGGCAAACAUCCCAAAAACUGGAAGCCCUUGGCCAUCACACAUGUGGCCAACUACAAUCAAUGACUUUGGCUAGCUUACAACAACAUUUAGGAAACAAAACUGGUGCUCAACUGUUUGAUCAAUGCCGUGGGCGAGACAGAAACUCUUUAACAUUUUACACAGUAAGAAAAUCUGUUUCUGCAGAAGUUAAUUAUGGCAUUCGUUUUGAGACCAAUGAUCAGUGUUAUGAAUUUCUUAAACAACUUUCCCAAGAAGUUCAUUCAAGAAUGCAGCAAUUUAAAGUUUUAGGUAAAUGCAUCACCUUAAAGCUCAUGGUCAGAGCAGAAAAUGCUCCACUAGAAACAGCAAAAUUUCUUGGCCAUGGCUUUUGUGAUACAGUAAACAAGUCUACAUCUUUGGCUGUGGCCACUAACAGUUUUGAAGUAAUAUACAAAGAGGUUCUAUCAUUGUGUAAAAAAUUAAAGAUAGAUCCAAAAGAAAUGAGAGGGUGUGGCAUUCAAGUAACUAAAUUGGAAUCAAAAAACUUGAAACAAGGUACAAAAGGUGCUCUAAGCAAAUUCCUAACAAAUAUAACAAAAAAUGAAAGCAAAGAGCACAUUACACGCAAUACAUCUGAAAACAUAGUAACCCCUAAACUUGAACAACAAAUACCUAAAACAAAUUCUAUAUGUUUAUCGCCUAAACAGAAAUCCCCAAUAAUUGGAUCCACUCGAUCUCCUAAUAAAAAGAGAGGGAGACCCCCUAAAAACUCAAAGGCUGUAAAACCUGGUCAUGCCAAAUCAAUAAAUCUUUUGAAUAAAUUUUUACAAGGUGUACCGGGAAGUAAUGAACUAAAUGAUAAAAAAGAAGAUCCAAUAAAAGUGGUCCAAAUUGAAAAGCACCAAACAAAAGAGAAACAUGGCUUGCUUGGUUUGCCGUGGCAGCAAGUUAGAGAAUUACUUAGAGCUUGGUUUGACAGUGGACAAACACCAAAUUUCUGUGACAUUAAUAUGGUAGCUGCCUACAUGCAAGAAAUGAUAUUUAAUAAAAAUAUAGAUACAAUGUACAUUCUCAUAAAUUUUUUUAGAAGACGUAUUAAAGAAAUGGACAAUCAAAUUUGGCAUGAUGUACAAGUCUAUGUCCUAGAACAAGUGCAAAAUACUAUGAUGGCUGUUUAUAAAAAGAAAUUAUAUUUAGGAAACGAGUAA
Leptosia nina is the source of this 2688-nucleotide messenger RNA. The record is from the annotation of a GenBank genome assembly. Lineage: Eukaryota; Metazoa; Arthropoda; Insecta; Lepidoptera; Pieridae.